GACGGGCACCGGCGCCCUGCACGCGACACCAGCGCCGCCCCGCCGCCCACCGAGCUCCGCAGAGACCUGCGCACUGAAGCCGAGCCGGGUGGAAAUUAAUGAACCCGACUGCUCAUCUCCGACACCGGUGAGGUCUCCCCCAGAGAUCAGUAACGGCGAGGAACGCGAACACCGGUCGAGCCGCGAAUGGACCACCGGACCCUACUGACCGGAAUUAAGUUAAGACUGUAGCCCGGGGUCGUUACCGAUUCAGCGCGCCGGGACCGGACGUCCGAUUCUCAUGUAAAUCGGGGCGUCGCGCAAUUAUUUUUCCCACUUGUCGGCGGCGGCCGGGGGCAGGUCUCGCGGUGCGGUGGCAUCCCCUCCCCGCGGCGGGCGCGUCAGUGCGUCCUCCUCGGUGCUCCCGUGGGAUCUGGCCCGAGUGACCAGUGCCUAGCUGGCCGCGCGGCCGGUCAGUGAUGCGCGCGUCGCCGCCUAUGGAUGGACCACUGGAUAGCGUGCCAGUUCCUCGGCGGCGGGCAGGCCCAGCCGCAAGCGCAUCGCCAGCCGCCUCCGCAGCAGCAGCCGCCGCAGCACCACCACCCGCUGCAGCUGACGCCGCUGGCCGGACACGCGCACCGCCUCCUCCAGCCCCCGGGGGCGGCGCGACAACACGUGUCUGCGAUGCUGCCGCCGCCGCUGCCGCCGCAGUUUCCCUGGCACGUGACCCAGCCGCCGCCCUGGCACUUCGUAUACCAGGACUCGGACUCCAAGAAGUGCGAGAAGAAGGAGAUUCCGGGUCCUCCCUUGCAAACAGCUAGCAUGAGUGUGAGGGCGCUGAUUGAAGAGAAGAUAAUUCAGAAGAGAAUAGUGCAGCCACCUAAUAACGCAACGCAGCAGCAGCAGCAACAACAGCAACAGCAGCAGCAGCAACAACAGAAUCAACAACAGCAACAGCAACAACAACAACAACAACAACUGCAGCAACAACAGCACCAACAACAGCAGCAGCAACAGCACCAACAGCAGCAGCAACAACAGCAACAGCAGAAACAGCAGCAACAAUCGCCCUCCACAGGCUACACAAGUAGCGGUGCGGGUUCCGGGACGGAGGCCAUGAGCGGUUCGCAGCAGCAGCAGCAGCAGCAACAGCUGGCGGCGGCUUCUCCGGCCGCCUCGCCCUCGGCCGGCGCUAAAGACGGCGGCGACCUGGCCAAGCAGUUGACGGCGUCGUUCGCGGUGCCGGCGCCGCCGCUGCAGCCGUCUGCCGCCCCCGCACCGGUCGCCAGCGCCGCCUCCGACAAGCUGUCCCGCAGGCACUCCGACUCCGAGCACUUCGUUACGCUUCACCAGCAGCAUGACGCCAACGCGGAGAAUGCGGCGCUGGCCGAACUGCUGCUGCAAAGGCGGUCGUCCGGAACCCCUACCUCCAAGGCGACGGUGAAGCGCGCUGCGUCGGAUCCGGGGCAGACGUUACAACUGACGUUCCAAGAGGGUGGCAACUGCAACUACCUGGCGUACGACGCCACAUCCGCCGGCGCCGACGACGCCGGAUACUUCUCACCUUCGCUGCAGGACGACAUGUUCCAGCACGUCUCCGUCAACGACACCAUGCUGUUGCAAGGUGUCGACACGGCGCAUCUGGCGGACACUAUACAGUUCCAGGCAGCAUCUCUGCUCCAAGAGCAGACAACAGCAGAGCAGUUGCAGGACAUUGCAUCCCUUGAGGACUACCAGGCAGCCGUCCAAAACCCUGCACAUUUCCAUCAGCAAAGUCAGCACUCUGUCCAUUCAGCUGAUCUACAGGCUGUUCUCAAUUCUCCUCUGCCUGUGAGCCUUGCUGACUUUGGUGCUUACAGUCAGCAGGCGAUAGUGACAUCAUGCUCCCCAUUGCCGAAGGAUCUUUCAUACCACGGUAGCACAGGAUCAGCAUCAGCAGCACAGUCACCUCUGCAUCAUCCUCAUAGUGGUGGCGGCAGCAAUGGAACCGGGCCAGCUGGUACUGGGUGUGGCUCAUCCCAGUAUGCUAGCUCUCCUCUAGCAGCAGCAGGUGCAGGCACUGUGCAUUCACCACUACCAUCUCCUCUCACGCAGCAUGAUUCCCCGAGCUUCACAUAUCCGACUCCACCUGCCAGCCAGGAGGGGCAGUCGCCAUCUUUCGGCCACAGUCACGGGUCACUGGUAACGAGCUCAUUGCCACUCUCUUCACCUCACCAACAACAGACAUCUGACUUUGUACAGUCAGUCAUUGCACAUGGAGGUCACGUUCCUCGGGUUUCGUCACCACUUUCGGCAGCUUUCUACACAUCUACUAUGUCGAGCUCAGCUGCUGUUGAAGCUGCUCUUUCAGAAGUAUUGCCUGGUGAAAGUGUGCAACAAGGAGCUUGCCUAACAAGUGGUACUUCAUUGCGCACAUCUUCCCUCGGGCUGUAUCAGUCUCUCGUUAACCCAUCACCUCCGCCACAAUCUCCUCUGUCAGCGACUACACCUGUUCCGUCCCCACUUUCUCUUUCCAGUGUGCCCGCAUCAUCAUCAUCAGUAUCAUCUCCGCUGCCUCCUUCCGCUUACACUCCCACCCAAAAUACACAGAUAUCUUUCCCCUUAUCACCUCAUCAUACCCUUCAGUCGCAGAUGAUGCCAAACUCUGAAGAUCCACUUCUCUCCAGCAGCCCGAAAGACUUUGGGAGUAGAAAGAGGUUUGAAUUUGUCAGUGGUGGUCUGCAUCAUUCAGCCAAACUUGUCAGCAAUGGUACUUCAGAUUUUACCGCGGGGAAUCCUUCCAAUGGACAAGUGACAGGAAUUGUGGUGGACAGUAACGGUGAACUUAGAUUUGUACAAACUUCAGGUGGUCAGUAUCACAGCCAAACAAAGUGUGGGACAAUAACUGGAAGUGGUGCUGUAGUUAAUACAAACAUGACUGUGAUGGGUAAUGGUGGAACAACUACAGUGUACAGGAAGACAGAGUUGGAAGUGAAUAAAGUGCGAGUGCCAACAAAGUGUGCUAGUGUCUCGAACAUGGGUCAUCAAAAUCACUAUCAAGCGCGUACCAAUGCUCAAAGAUCUAGACUGCAUGUUGCACUUGAUGCUGUUAAGGAAGAAGUUGACGAUGAUGUUUUUCUUAGCCCCACUAGUGUUCCAGCAAGUCCAGUUCGUAUGGUUCGUAAACGGAUGCGACCAGAAGCACUUGUGCAAAAUAGUCCACCGAUUCAUAUGCCAUUGUCAACUUACCAAUCGCGGCUGAGGGCACCACGGGUGUCGCAGUGUGGCAAUUCACCAUCAUCGGCUCCUUCGUCUCUGCCAUACACUCCUGCACCCAUGCUCAGCCCAACACGACCUGGCCAGGGUCUGUACUGGCAGAUUACUGCAGCAUCUGCAUGGCCUUCUUCAACAACACUUGGUAGUACUAAAAGUGGCAGUGGUGGAGACUCGCAGAGCUCAGAGGAAAGUCAGCAGGGACUGCCAGCAGUCAGUAGUGACAAUGCCCCAGAAUCUGAUGUCACUCCCCAUAUUAACAUUGGUUCACAGUUCCAAUGCACUAUUCCUUCAUGGAAUCCUGACAGGGAAAAAGCAAGCAGUGAACCUUCCCAUGAACAUUUGUUAUGGGAUCCUGGAAUCAGUUCAGUCUGUACUGAUGCUGAAGUUGAAAUGUACCUUGAGUUUGCCUGCUGUGCUGCAGUGCCAGGUGGUGGUCGUAAUAAGGAGUAUGCACUUCAUUUGCUUCAUAUGUGUAAUGGAAAUAUCCAUGAGGCAAUGCUGAAACUAAUGCAGCCAACACCAGCCUUACCUUCUGGACACCCACUUCUUGCAUACGAUUACAAUGAAAGUGACCGAUGGAGUGCAGAAGAACUUGAUAUGUUCCAUCAAGGACUGAUUAAGUAUGACAAGGACUUCAAAAGCAUAGCAAAUGAGAUUGGCUCAAAAUCUUUAAAACAGUGCAUCCAGUUUUACUAUUUGUGGAAGAAGGUGUGCCCUGAAGAGUACAAACGGAUGCGCCUAGCAAGGCGUAGACAAAAUUCGGAUUACAAUGGACGAGUUGAUAUGGAGUUUGAAGAUAUUAGGGCGGAAGACUCGCGGAACAGUAUUCCUGCCAAUGAUGUAGAGUUAGUAUCAACAAGUUCUGAAAGUCGGCUAUUUGUCUGUGAAUAUCCUGAUUGUUCAGCUAGCUUCAACUCUCGUGCAGCACUGAAUGGCCACAUUAGAAUACACGGCGGUGGAGUCUGUGGACGUUCUCCUACACCAGACAAACGACCAUCUGCCAGCACCCCUCCUACACUUGCAGAUAUACUUGAGGAAUUUCCCUGCAAGAUUUGUGGGAAAGUUUUCAAUAAAGUCAAAAGUCGUAGUGCUCACAUGAAGUCUCAUCGUCCUCCGGAUGCUGAGCCGAAGAAGCCUAAGCUAGAUACUAACAAGAUGGAAGCUGCUGAACAUCUUUUAGUUCGGUCACUGGGAGUAACUACAUCAAUCGGUCUUGGGAGACACACCUGAGCCGUAACUGUUAUGCAGUACAAUCAUGAGGUGUCAAACAGAAGAAAUAAUAGUUCACCCACAAGUAAUUUUCAACAAUUGUAUAUGGAUUGAACAGUAUCAUCAUGUAACAAAUGUUAAAAUUCUUGUAUAUAUAUCUUUCAGAUACUUUUAUACAGCUGAAUGAAUACACUCUCUUGCAAACACACACACACACACACACACACACACACUCACACACAUUUCUAAAUAAAUUAUGUUUCAUGCUUUACAGGUUUUCCAGAUCCAUUGUUUAAAUCCUUCCCACCAACUGUAAAUAAACUAUGUUAUUUGUAAAGAGUCUUAUCUUGUUUUUAAAAUGGAUAGUCAGAUUUUCUGCAGCUGGCAAAGUAAUAAUUACCACACAAGCUUAAGGUAAAUACUUAAUUACUUUGUGGGUGAGCUAAUCUACAGUAAUAUUUUGCAUAAUAUGAACUGGAGCAAUAGUGAAUGGUUUAUCUUCUGUAAAUAUUAUUUAUUAUUGGGCUUAAUAUUGAUAUAUUGUUGAAAAGAUAAAUGUAAAAUUGAUGUUUUAUUGGAUUUCAUGGUACACAUCAGGGUUAUAUUCAUGCAACUAGCAUUAAGUAACAUAUCAACAAAAAAGCAAUUGAAGUGACAUUCCUAGAAGUGUACUUAGGAAAUAAUGUAUUGUGCCAUUUUGGGAUUGGCAGUGCUGUGAAGUGUCCACUUCUGAAACAAAACUCGAAAGUGAGUGGUCAAAUACAUAGUUCUGUUUUCCUAUACAAACCAGUAUAGAGCAAGGGAGAAGGCUCCAAGUGGAACAUCGUAUAGUGAGUGGAAUUACAUAACAUAAAAUGUGCUCAAUGAUCGAUAAUCUUUUUGUCUUUCUUCUUCAUUGUCUGCUUUGUUUCCAUUAGAAUUUCGUAUGCCAAAAUAAGACAAAUAAUGUACAAUGUGUCUUGCCUUGUCACUGUGUUCUCAUGUUUUUGGCAUUUAUUUCUAAGUUCUCUGUAUUCAGUGUGAGAAGACCAAUACUCAUGCAUUACAUAAAGUAUAGUAGCAAAAAAAAGAAAGAAAGAAAGAAAAAAAAUUAAAACUGUGAAGCCUCAUUACAUGCAUCAGUGUGCUUCAAUUCUGUAUAAAUGCAUAAGAGACGAUAUUAUUUCACAGGACCGCUGAAAGAAAUGGCCAAUAAGCCAAACAUAAUUUAUUAACUCCGGUGCAAGGCACGUGAAGCCUUGAAUGACAGUAUUAUCUUUAAAAACUAGUGUAGUGUUUGGGUUCUUAAUACUCUUCGCCUAAUCUGCUUUGUUUGAAAUUAUGGCAGCUAGUUCUGAUUACUGAACUUGUGUGUGUUGUUCUGUUGUUACAGUUGGAAAGGAAAGUGAAGAUAACAUGAUCAUUGUUCUGUUCUUAUGUUCACUAUUUUUUAAUCUUUUAUAUACUAAAGUGCAGAGCAAUUUGCUGUACUGUGUAAAGAAAAGUGCCUUGUGACUGGGGAAAUGCAAUCACAGAGAGGGGAUAAGGUACAAGGUUAUUGUCAUAAAAUGUUUUCCACACAUGGCAGCAGGUAAUUGUACUUAUGAAAGCAAUAGACUAUAUAAUAUGUAUGUGUGUUCUGAAUGCAUGGUUGUUAGAAUAUAUGUGUGUGUUUUUAUAUUCAGUAUGUUCCACAAGUUCCUUAACUUUCAAACUGCAGAUGUUUAAGAAAUAUUAAAUAAUGACCUAUGGUAUUCUUCUGUUUUAUACAUGUGUUUAUCAAGAGGUUUAUUCCCAGUUUGGACGUUUCUAAUCACUUUUUAACUAUGUUAUACAUCAUGAUGUAUUAAAGUUUUAAAAUAAU
Schistocerca serialis cubense is the source of this 6286-nucleotide messenger RNA. RefSeq lists its product as uncharacterized. NCBI's taxonomy places the organism in Eukaryota, Metazoa, Arthropoda, Insecta, Orthoptera, Acrididae. The record is from RefSeq and is a predicted model, not a curated record. Gene Ontology annotation, molecular function: transcription corepressor activity. Gene Ontology annotation, cellular component: histone deacetylase complex; transcription regulator complex. The transcript is spliced from 16 exons. Gene Ontology annotation, biological process: regulation of transcription by RNA polymerase II; negative regulation of DNA-templated transcription. The coding region runs from base 481 to 4464 and encodes 1327 amino acids.